Molecule: messenger RNA, 2414 nt
Organism: Paralichthys olivaceus (Japanese flounder)
Lineage: Eukaryota; Metazoa; Chordata; Actinopteri; Pleuronectiformes; Paralichthyidae
Source: RefSeq, a predicted model, not a curated record
AUGCAUGAACCUGAGCACAAGACACAAGUGGUGUCAGCAUUGCCUGAAUUCAGCAUAUGCAUACGAAUAAAGGUGGACAUAUGCGUCCGGGGUAUUUUAUUUUCAACUUUAGUUUUCGGCCCGGCUUGUGGCUUCAUCUUAGGUUCCGUCUGUACCAAAGUCUAUGUUGAUGCUGUCUUCAUUGACACCAGUAAGCUGGACAUCACCCCUGAUGACCCUCGCUGGAUCGGAGCGUGGUGGGGUGGCUUCCUCCUCUGUGGUGCCUUACUCUUCCUGUCGGCCCUCUUCAUGUUCGGCUUCCCCCAGGCACUGGACGAGCAGGACAUGGACGGUGGAGGGGAGAGUGAGCAGGCCAUGCUGCCUUCUUCCCUGACCAUGGAAUACCAGGGCUCCAAACCCAAUGGGACCAUCCGGGGCUUUGAGUUAAACAGUGGCCUCUCGGUCUGUGAGCAUUUGAGAAUAAUCCCUCGAGUCACCAGGCACUUACUCUCUAAUCCGGUGUUCAGCUGCAUCACACUGGCAGCCUGCAUGGAGAUUGCCGUGGUUGCUGGCUUUGCUGCCUUCCUUGGAAAAUACCUGGAGCAGCAGUUCAACCUUACCACCUCUUCAGCCAAUCAGCUGCUAGGUAUGACGGCCAUCCCGUGUGCCUGUCUGGGUAUCUUCCUCGGGGGGCUGCUGGUGAAGAAACUGAACCUGUCUGCUCUGGGCGCCGUCCGUAUGGCCAUGCUGGUCAACCUGGUGUCUACUGCCUGCUACGUCUCAUUUCUCUUCUUGGGGUGUGACACCGGGCCUGUCGCAGGGGUCACUGUGGCCUAUGGCAAUGAGACGUUGCAUUCCUGGCAGCGACCUGAGUCAGCGUGCAUCAAUAACUGUAACUGCUACACAGCGUCAGUGAGUCCUGUCUGUGGUUCCAACGGAGUCACCUACCUCUCAGCCUGCUUCGCUGGCUGCACCAAACCAAACCUGACCAGCUGCACGUGUAUAUCCAGCAACAGUGAGGAGGCCGUGGCACUACCGGGGAAGUGUCCCAGUCCAGGCUGUCAGCAGGCAUUCCUCACCUUCCUGUGUGUUAUCUGUGUGUGCAGCAUGAUCGGAGCUAUGGCCCAGACACCCUCCGUCAUCAUCCUUAUCAGAACUGUAAGUCCAGAGCUGAAGUCUUACGCCCUUGGGGUUUUGUUUCUGCUGCUGAGACUUAUAGGCUUCAUUCCUCCCCCUCUGAUCUUCGGCAUGGGCAUCGACUCUACCUGUCUGUUCUGGAGCUCAGUGUGCGGCGAGAAGGGAGCCUGCAUGCUGUACGACAACGUGGCCUACAGGCACCUGUAUGUCAGCAUCGCCAUCGCCCUCAAGUCCUCUGCCUUCCUCCUGUACGCCACCACAUGGCAGUGUUUAAGGAAGAACUACAGGAAGUACAUCAAGAACAGCGAGGGGUACCUCACCCCCACCGAACUCUUCGCUUCCAACGUGACUCUGGACAAUUUGGGCAAGGAGAUUACGCAGAACCCGGCCAACAGGACAAAGUUCAUAUACAACCUGGAGGACCAUGAGACGUGUAACAACAUGGAGUCAGUUUUAUAGUGGCGUUCUGCACAGGGACUGCAGGCUGGAGGUGUUAGUGUGCAACUGACCUGAUGUGCAAUGUUUCUCUGGUGUAUAUUGAUUUAGAAGAAUGUCCUCAGUAUGGGUCUUAUCUUCUUCUCACCCAAACAUCAAAACACAAGGAAAAAAAUAUCCCAAAAUAUCCACAUUAUACUCAAUUUCUUCUUUUGUUUUCAGAUAUAUUUUUUUGAUUUUGUUUAGCUUUUUUCACUUACUUAACACCCAAGAAGGGAUUGACAGCAAACACUGGGAGAGAAAGGAGAAAUGACACUUGAACCAAUUUUAAACAGGGAUGUUGCAGUAAAGUGUUUUGCAUCCUGCAACAUCCUUCUACCAGGACACCAACAGAAUUAUUUUCUCUACAGAUUUAGGUUUAGUAAAGUUUUCGGUCAAACUCAGAGCUGUGUAAGAAGCAGAAAUCCGUUUGUUCGUCAACUUUUCUUUGACAGUUUAUUUUCCUUUAGAAGGAAAUAUUUCUCAGGUCGUCAAGUCAGAUAGAAAGAAUGAGAGUUAAUGUGAUUGUUCCCUGUCAGAUGAAGCAUUUUUCAGCUUAUUUUUUUUAGCACUUUUCAAGAACAUACAGCUGUAGUGCAAGUGGGAUCAUUCCAUUCAGGGAGUAUCACUCUUGUAAUUGGCUUAGCAACCCCAACAAAUUAUUAUUUACUCAAUUAACUUUAACACACAGAGAGGCCAACUCUAUCUUCUGGCCUCAUCAUUAAAGAUUCGGGAGAUUAGAGACAGAAAAGAAAUAAUAUCUACUGCUCUACACCAAAACCAAAUAAAUCGAUUUCCAAAGCGUCUUAAAAUAAUUGCACUUU